AUGGAAGAAGCAAGUAGCAGUGAUGCUCCAGCUGCCGAUCCUUUUUUCUGUGUGGGGGAAAAGUUUUCUUCGUUUUGUGACCUGGAAAAGAAGAUAAAGAACUUUGAAGGAGUUCAUUUGGUUCAACUCACUCGAAGAGAUUCAAGGACAUUGGAGGCAGCGGCAAAACGUGUACCAAACAGGGUUAUAGGUGCUCAUGCAGAAUUGAAUUCAGAAUUCAUCAUAUACAUCAGCACUGUUAAACAAGGUUGUCAAGCUGGUCUAAAAGCUGUUCUAAGUAAAGACAAAAAAUAUCUCGAGGUGACGCAUUUUUCUAAUGAACACAAUCAUAUUGUUAGCAAGGCAGUUUAUGACCACUUGCCAAGACAAAGACGAUUAGCCACUGAAGAGUCUAAUAAAGUUAAAUCUUUAUUACAUGUACAGGCUAACAAGAAAUUAAUACAACAACACAUUGCCAAAACAACAGGAAAAGUGGUAACAUUGAAAGACUUAAGUAAUGUCCGUGCUCAAAUGGAGAUUAAAUCAGGAGAUCAUAAUGAAUUAGAAAUAUUAGUGAAAGAAUUGUCAGAAAUUGAAGGUGCAACUGUAAAGUUAUUUCAUGAUGAGAAGUCGGAACUGAGUGGGAUUUUUUUUCAGGACAACGUUAUGAAGUGUGCCUUUAAAGGCUACCCCGAGGUACUUAUGGUAGACGCUACAUAUAAACUCAAUAAAUUUCGAAUGCCACUUUAUGUUCUCCUGGUUAUCGAUGGAAAUGGUCUCAGUGAAAUUGUUGCUAUUUUUUUAACGACCCUAGAAACAGAGGAUGCAAUAACGAAAAUGGUUUGUUCAUUCAAAACGUAUAAUUCAUCAUGGAUUAAUACUCGAGUUGUGAUGUCUGAUAAGGACUUUGUUGAAAGAACAGUUUUCCAAAGAGAAUUUCCUAGCUCUUCAUUAAUUAUUUGUCUCUUCCAUACUCUUAGAACCUUCCGACGAGAAGUUACCUGUGAAAAGCUGAAUCUCCGUUCUGGAGAAAGAGAUCAUGCAUUGGAAUUAAUCGAGAAACUCGUGUAUGCCAAAUCAGAAGAAGAAUAUGACCAGAACCAUGAGCUGCUUAUAGACUGUGGACUUCGAAAUGUAAUUGACUACUAUAAUGCAAACUGGCAUCCUAUAAGAGAACAAUGGGUUGAGUGUUUCAAAGGAAGUAAUCUUACUCUUGGUGAAACUACAAACAACAGACUUGAAAGUAUUAAUGCAAAAAUAAAGAGUGUUUGUACUCGCUACGCUACUUUACCAACAUUUUUUCGCCACUUUUUCGCUUUACUUUCAUGUCUUCGCAAUGAAAGAAACCACAUCACCGUAAUGGAUCUAGUAAAGAGAAAGAUAGUAUGUGAAAGUUCACCAGUAAAGCAGUAUGCUGAAUUUGUCACACCAUAUGCUUUUCGGUAUAUUCAACAACAAUCAUCUACAGAGUAUGGUCCAGAUGAAUUUUUUGUCGAGACGGAAGAUAGCUCUUUAUUUUCAUUCAUGUCAUCUGAAGGGCGUUUGUUACUUAGUGCUAGGCAUUGUUGUUGUAAAUUUUGGUCAAGCAUGAAUUUGCCAUGUAGGCAUAUACUAUCACUUCGAAAGAAGCUUGGUUUACCCUUGUUCAGCGAAGAAAUUGUUGCUGAGAGGUGGAAAAGAUCGUAUUUACAACACGUCUAUGAUGUUAAAUCAACUGAAGCUGAAAGUGAAAACUCACUACAAAUUGUUGCUAUAGCAACAGAAACUGUGGCACGGACUCUAUCUCAACACGAAAAGUAUCGUAAGGCUCUUACAGUGUCACAGAAAUUGGCAUCUCUAGCUAGUGAGGUAGGAAUGAGUGAGUUUAGUGAGAGGUUGAAAGUAAUGAUGGAUCUUGAAGAAGCUUGGCUACAAGGAAAAAAACCAGAAAUAAUUUUUAGUCAUACUACAAUUGAAUCUGAAGAUUCACCAGAUGUAUGUAGUACAGAAGUGGUAGUUCCAUCCUGUGGUCCUUCAGUUCAGGAGGACUCUCAUCAGCCACUUGAACAUAAUGAGCCAGUUCUACAUAGCACUGAAAACAUCAAGCUUCCACCAAUUUUAAAGAAAAGGGGCCGCCCAAAGGGACAUGAAAAAACUGUCAUUGGUUUACCAUCCAAAAGGUUGAAGAGGAAGACAGGAGGAGUUUCUCCUUUGCCUUUUCUAAAGAAACACCCAGUUGAGAGAGAAAAAAUAAUUUUAUCUUGGCUAGUUGAAGCAGAAAUG
Messenger RNA from Amphimedon queenslandica, 2241 nucleotides. RefSeq names its product protein FAR1-RELATED SEQUENCE 3-like. The record is from RefSeq and is a predicted model, not a curated record. Lineage: Eukaryota; Metazoa; Porifera; Demospongiae; Haplosclerida; Niphatidae. The annotation marks the transcript as partial. The transcript is spliced from 8 exons. Gene Ontology annotation, molecular function: zinc ion binding.